Apus apus (common swift) is the source of this 1979-nucleotide messenger RNA. Its product is annotated as ly6/PLAUR domain-containing protein 1-like. Lineage: Eukaryota; Metazoa; Chordata; Aves; Apodiformes; Apodidae. The record is from RefSeq and is a predicted model, not a curated record. The coding region runs from base 906 to 1319 and encodes 137 amino acids. The transcript has 3 exons.
CUGGCGCUGCAGGACAGGAGCCAUCACGGCUUGGUGCUUUCCUUCCUCUGCCUUCCUCCUCUGACCCCCUUCCCAAGCCCCAGCCAGACUCCCUCCAGAGCUGAUGCAAACCUGGGGCUGGCCCCAUUUGGCCUCUUGCUGCUUUAUUAUGAGAACUCUUUUCUUGUGGGCAAAUGCAUACAGUACUUUCAAACCCAUCUCUCCCUCCAUCAGUUUUUCUCUUUAACCCCAUGGCCAUCCCCAGGGCUUUAUUUCAUUAGGGACUCUCAAGCUUUGCAUUUGAAAUGAGUUGCCUGCUUCUCUUUAAUAAAAUUAUUCCUGCCUUCUUUAAAUAGCACAAUAUGCCACAGAAAUCCAGUGGGUCUGUUUGUGAAGAUGAGGCAGCUCAGAAAGGAGAAAGAGGAGGAAAAAGAAGGAAAAAAAACCCCACAAACCCCCACACAUCUCCCCAAACCCCUUCUGCCUAAUCCAACUGAAUUAGAGGAUUUCAAAGUGGAUUUAAAACUAAAUCUUGAUUAGGGAGAAUUUCUCUCCAAGAGCUGCUGCGCGGUGGUAUUAAUGGGAAGUGAUCGUGGACAGAGGAAAUAGGACAGAAAUAACCAAGGGAAGCACAUACACGCUCAGGUCUGUUCAUGAACUGAAGGAAUCAGAGAAUUUCUCAAGGGGAAAAGGGAGAAAUUAAGCGUCGACAGAAGGAAACUGGGCACCACGGGGCUGGCUGGAGAAGUGGGGAGCAGCCAGAUCUCUGCUGCGCUGCCAGCAGCUCCCUUCAUUCCCGUGGAGGGUUUUGUAAGCGGUGGGCACAGCUGGGGGGAAGAGGCAAGAGGACACAGGGUCUCUGCCCACUCCCCCAGACACCCGUGUUCAUCCUCUGAGCCCAGGGUGGGCUCCGGGAGCUGCCCCCCAUGCUCUCAGGACACAUGCCUGGAGGUGCCCAUGGGAUCCUCUCGCUGAUGACCGUGGUCUUCGUCCUCCCGGAGGUGUCCGGACUGCAGUGCUAUGGCUGCAACAUCAUCGUUGGCACCAAAAGUGUGGACAUGGGGUGCUCUAACCCAGAGGUGAUCACCUGCUCCCACUCCCACCAGGGCUUCAAACACCGGUUCUGCAUUAAGACAGAGAGUGUGGUCCUGGGCAUCCUGCUGACCAGCGGCUGUGCCACCUCCCGUCACUGCCAGCAGCGGGAGCUGCCCGGGGUCCGCAUCCACUGCUGUGACACAGACCUCUGCAACGGCUCCCCCCGAGCUCCCCGGCCGCCCCCCGGCCUCGCUGGAGGCUGCUUCCUGCUGCCCUGGCUCCUCGCUGCCCUCUUCCUCUCCUGAGACCCCCAGGGUUGUUGGGGGGAAGAGCUGGGACCUUUGGGGUGGGCGGCUGGGAGCACGGAUGCCCCCGUCCCGGCUCUUACAUGUGGGCAGGACACCCUCCUCUCCUCUCUCCUCAAUAAAAGGUGCUGAAAGUUUAGCCCUGGAAAGGUUUCAGCGAUGCCCUGGUUGCAUCCCGGGGAGGAUGGGAGACUUUUCCAGUCUCGGGGGGGCCUGGGGGUACCCCCACCAGCCUGGGACAGGGGGAGUGCAGCUCCAGGGGAACAGGGAGAGUGGCCAAGCCCGGCUUUUAGAAACAGGAUCGUUUUGUUUGGAAGAGAAAUGAUGAUCAUCGCGUCCAACCUCUCUUCCCACGAGAGGGCAUCCUUGGCCCUCGCUCUGCUGCCUGGGAGCCCCGGCUGGGCUUUGGGGUGCAGGGGCGGAGCACCCAUGCAGGGCAGCACCUCCAGAGGGGUCCCGCUGGAGGAGCGGGCAGCGACGAGGGUGCCCUUGUGAAGUGAGUGUGGUGUUUUGUUUUUUUUUUAUCCCUUCAGAAUUUAUCCCAACUGAAGAGGCCAAACAGGAGCUGUAGCAGAAAAAUCUCAUCCCACACGGAUCGGAGCCUAAAGUGGCUUGUUCAAGGUCAUCGUGGGGGUUUGUGGUAGAGCUGAGAAUUAAAUG